UGAUGUUUUCAAAGGGUACCUUCAGUAUUGACCCGAGUGCGCUGGUGUGAGAGGACGUGCUGAUUGGUGCGUGUGAUGUAAAGGGGGCGGGACUCAAACCGGUCCCACAGGGCCGACGGGUGCUCCGUCUUUCCGGUUCCUCCACCCGCGGAUGACUCCGUGACUCCGGAGGACGCGUCCAUGGCUCCUCACAACUCGUUUUGUUACCCGGUCACUGCUUUUGAUUAAAAGUAUAUUUACAUCCAAAACCCUUUUGUUGGUGUUUUCCUCCCGUUGAACGCGCAUCAGAAGCAGCUUUUUAUUACCUGUGGGCCGGCUCUGUUCCUCUAAUCAGAAGCAGGAGCAUUUUGGGACGUCUGGGACACUUGUUACUUUGAAGAGGCGGAAGAGAACCCGGAGACCUCGGAGUGGAUCUCAGUGACAAAAUGAGCAAAACGAAGAACAAAAGCGACAACAAGACGGAGAAAGCUCUGGCUGCUGAGAAAGAGCAGUUUGGGAAGCAGCAGCUUCACAGCAUCAGUAAAACGCUGGUUUCUGGUGAAGUGCCUCCGAAAGAGAAAUAUGUGCGCAGUAUCAUCGUGGGGACGCACAAGGAGGGCGGAGCCACCACCUUCUGGUCCUACGCCCUCAACCUGCCUCUGUCCAGCAACUCCAUCAUCAGCUGGAAGUUCUGCUACCUGCUGCACAAAGUGCUCCGGGACGGACACCGAAACUCGGUCCGUGAUUCUCACCGAUACUGCAGGAACAUUAAAGACAUGGGGGUUCUCUGGGGAAACCUGCACGAUCGAUACGGGCACAUCGUCGCCCUGUCGGCCAAGUUCCUCUGCCUCAAGAUGGAAUUCCACGCGAAGCACAAGGCGGUCGCCGGCAGCCUGGAGGCCAGCGACGAGACUCUGGAGAAGGAAGCAGGAAACGACGUCACCAAACUGUUGGACCUGGUACAGGAGCUGAUGGACUACUGGGAGGGCGCGCUGAAGAUGCAGGAGACAGUUCUGCGGCAGCUGGACGCCAACGGAGCGACGUCCAGCACGCCGGCCGGCCAGUGCCGCCUGACGCCUCUGAUCCCGCUCAUCCUGGACUGCAGCUUCCUCUACCACUUCUCCGUGCUGCUGAUGUUCAAGCUGCACAGCCGCAUCGCUCCGGAUGUUCUUCUCGGACAUCGAGAGCGGUUCCGUGACUUAUUUAACAGCCUCUCUCAGUUCUUCGACCGAGCCAGAGAAACCGAGUUCUUCAAGAGCAUCAUCCAGAUCCCGGACCUCCCCGAUGCCCCUCCCAACUUCCUCCGCGCUGCGGCGUGGGCCGAGUACCGGAGGCCGGUGGUGGUGAUGCCCGGCGAGCGGCGCCACGACGAAGAGGUGGAGACGCAGCCGGAGUUCAGACAAGAGACGCAGACGCCGCAGCACCACCUGCUCCACCAGACGGGCUCAUCUGAGGCGGAGCAGAGCCUGAAGAGGGAGCUGGAGGUGCUCAGACCGGAGCUGCAGCUCAUCAAGACCGAGGCCCAGAGGUGCGUCACCGAGCUGAGGGCUCAGGUGAACCGGCUGGAGGCCGAGGUGGAGGAGCAGCGCGCCCACAAGCAGACGGCCAUGAUGGAGAAGGAGCACAUGCGGAUGGAGGUGGAGGCGCUGCGCAGCGCCAACGUGGCCAACGUCGGGGCUCAGAUCGGGUUCAAGGAGGCCGACGGCAGAGCGCAGGCGGCAGAGAUCCGCUUCACGCAACUCAAAGAGAGACACGCCGAGCUGAUCACCAGCCACGCCGACUUGAUGAAGAAGAACGCAGAGACGGUGAAGUCGCUCUCGGUGGCUAAACACGGUCAGAACGACUGGCUGAGGAACAAACAGCAGCUGGAGGAGGAGCUGGAGAACGUGAGACAAGAGAACAGGACCAUGAUGAGCCAGCAGCAGCAGGAGGUGCAGCGCCUGAGCAAAGAGCUUCUGGAGCAAAGGGCGGAGCUUCUUCACGCUCGCAGCUCUCUGGACAGCAAAGUGAUGGAGGGGUCCCAGCUGAGCGGCGUGCUGGCGGCCCUGCAGGCGGAGCGCGACGCGCUGCUGCGCUCGGCCGGCGAGAGGGAGGCGGAGCUUAGCUCGCUGAGGGGGCGGGCCCAGCAGCAGCAGGGCGCCACGGACCAGGAGCGGGACCGCCUCCUCCGAGAGCUGGAGGCCCUGAGGGCUCAGCUGCAGCAGCAGCUGAGCAUCAACGCCGAGCAGAAGGUGGAGAUCGACGGGCUGAGACGAGAGCUGGACGCCACGCGGGCGGAGUUGAACCGCCUGAGCGGCGCCCUGCAGAGCAAAGAGAUGAGCGGCACCCAGCUGAGCAGCUCUCUGGCGGGGCUGCGGGCGGAGAGGGAGGCGCUGCUGCGCGCCGCCGGCGAGCGGGAGGCGGAGCUGGCCUCCCUGCGGCAGCGAGCUCAGCUCCACCUCGGCUCCAUGGAGGAGGAGAGGCGGAGGAGCGGCGCCGAGCUGGGGAGCCUCCACGCUCAGCUGCAGCAGCAGGCCUGCCGGGAAGGAGAGCUCUCCAGGAAGCUGCAGGAGGAGCAGUUCUGCCUGCUGCAGUGCGCCGUGGUGGAGGCCGAGGGCAUCGUGCUGGACGCCGUGGCCAAGCUGGACGACCCGGUGCACGUCGGCUGCGUCAGCUCGCCCGAGUAUCUGAUGAAUCGAGCUGAAAUCACUGUGAGCGCCAUCGACAAGAUGCAUCAGAGCCACGGCGCCUACGUGGGAAACCUGAGCGACGCCAGCGGCCUGCUGAGGUCCGUCACGCAGUUCUCCCACCUCGCCGCCGACACCAUCGUCAACGGCUCGGCGACGUCUCACUCCGCCCCCACCGACCAGGCCGACCAUUUGAUUGACAGCUGUCGGGAUUGUGCCAACCGCUGCCUCCUGUACCUGAAGGACCUGAAGUUCCAGGCCACGUUGCCGGGGGCGGAUCCCUCCGCCGUGCGCGGCGCCGUGCAGCGGAUCCUCGCCUUGGGACAGGGUCUCCGUCCCAGAGGACAGGAUGUGCUGAAAGAGGAGCUGGGAGCCAUGGUGGACAAAGAGAUGGUCGCCACGGCAACUGCCAUCGAAGAGGCAGUGCUACGAAUGGACGAGAUACUAAAUCAGGCGAGGAGAGAAACUUCUGGCGUCCAGCUGGAGGUGAACCAGAGCAUCCUGGGAUCCUGUUCAGACCUGAUGAAGGCGGUACACAUGCUGGUGAUGGCGUCCACCGACCUGCAGAAAGACAUCGUGGAGGGAGGCAGGGGAGCAACCUCCGUCACCGACUUUUAUGCCAAAAACUCUCGCUGGACGGAAGGACUCAUCUCGGCCUCUAAGGCUGUGGGCUGGGGCGCCACUCAGCUGCUGGACUCGGCCGACCGGGUGGUGGGGGAAAAGGGAACGUACGAGGAGCUCAUCGCCUGCUCUCACGAGAUCGCUGCCAGCACGGCUCACCUGGUGGCCGCCUCAAAGGUGAAGGCCGACCGCGGCAACAAGAAGCUGCACACGCUGAAGGAGGCCUCGCGCCACGUCAACGACAUGGCGGCCGUGGUCGUCACUUCCACCAAACACGGGCAGCAGCAGGUGUCCGACCGAGGUGCGACGGACUUCUCCGGCAUGUCUCUGAUCAAACUAAAAACGGAGGAGAUGGAGGCUCAGGUGAAGGUGCUGCAGCUGGAGAACCAGCUGGAGCAGGAGCGGGUCCGGCUCGGGGAGCUGAGGAAGAGGCACUACGACCUCGACGCCUCCGGAGACGGAGGCACAGCCGCCGAUGACGGAGACGACAACUUCCCCCCCCCGCCGCCCCCCACCCUGCUGGACCCCGCGUCUGAACCUCUGUCCUUCUUACAGACGCGGCCCUACCUGAACACCCAGAGCUGUGCAUCCACCAAUCCCUUUGCACCAGCUCCAACAGAGCCCCCGUGCUCCACAGUGACCAACACCGUCACCCCUCACAGCUACACCCCCUCUCAAAGCUACACCCCCUCGCAAACCUACACCCCCUCUCCAAACUUAACCCCAUCUCCAAACUUAACCCCGUCUCAGACCUACACCCCCUCUCAAACCUACACGCCCUCUCCAAACUUAACCCCAACUCCAAAUUUAACCCCGUCUCAAACCUACACCCCCUCGCAAACCUACACCCCGUCUCAAACCUACACCCCCUCGCAAAUCUACACCCCCUCUCAAAGCUACACCCCCUCUCAGACCUACACCCCGUCUCAAACCUACACCCCAUCUGAAACCUACACCCCCUCUCCAAACUUAACCCCAUCCCAGACUUACCCCACAGCUCAGCCCUACAAACCUAACACAACCCAGGCUUACCUAAACCCUGAAACGCAUCCCUCCGCCCAAACCACCUCCCUCUCCCGGCCUCAGUCACCGUCUCUGCCCCGGACUGAGCCUGAAAACACUGCGGAGACCGUCAAACCUGCCUCGAGGAGAUCCAACAUCUUCACCAAAUCAGGGAACCUGCUGAAGAACGCAUUCAAACGAGGUGAAACAGGAACUGGGGAAUCUUGAAGGACGACUGAAGAAGAAUCUGACAUUUUACCAAACAAUUCAUGGAAGUAUAAAUAUAGUUUUAUGACUCAAAAUCACUCAAAUAAUCUUGUUGUAUUUCUGGCUUAAAAGAAGAAUAAAUGUGCAUAUAAAAAUAUCCAAAAUUAUUUUUGUAAUCAUACUGCUGCCUGUAUUAUGUUACAGAUUGCUGUUUGAUUUAUUAAAAAUCAUAAUUUAACCUGAGGCAGAAUCUUUCCUCUCACUUCUGAUGUGGAGGUUUUUAAAUAUUUGUCACAUUAUCCACAUAGUUUUAGUCACAAGUUAAACAAAUUUAAGGCGCUUUACUUGAACAUGUUUUGCUAUUCUACUUUUACCGUACUACAUCUCAGAGAUCUAAUAUUGUACUUUUUACUCCAGCACUUCUUUUAAACCAGGGAAAGUCUCACAGCGACCUCAUCUGUCUGUUUGUCUGUCAUGCGCAAUGCAAACUGCAAUCUCACCACUGUGAUCUCCAGUCGGGACCAAAGUGAAGCUGCUUCAAACUAGAGAGAUAUAUCCCGGAACUACAUACUUUCAGACUAAAAGUACUGUUAUGUUGACUGCAUUUCUAGAGAUGCAGAACAUGUUUUUGUUCUGCAUUAUGAUUCAAAAAGAAAAAAUAGACAUAAAAUGCUAUACAAAUAUAAGCAAUAAGGUACGAGAGGCUGUACUUUA
Molecule: messenger RNA, 5189 nt
Organism: Pungitius pungitius (ninespine stickleback)
Lineage: Eukaryota; Metazoa; Chordata; Actinopteri; Perciformes; Gasterosteidae
Product: huntingtin-interacting protein 1-related protein-like
Exons: 33
Coding region: 426-4496 (1356 amino acids)
Biological process (GO): actin filament organization; clathrin coat assembly; endocytosis
Cellular component (GO): clathrin-coated vesicle; actin cortical patch
Molecular function (GO): phosphatidylinositol-3,5-bisphosphate binding; clathrin light chain binding; actin filament binding
Source: RefSeq, a predicted model, not a curated record